GUGAGUCUGCUGUGCAGGCCGAAAGUGAAUUGGACUGUGCAGUGUCAGUCUCCCUGUCUCCUAGACGUUCCGAGUUUUAGUGAAUAGAAUGUUUGUUUGUUGGUGAACACUUUCUGUCUUCUUCUCCCUGAAGACAUGGGAUACUUCUUCCCUCUCUCUCUGUCAGUUACUUCUCCUGAGGAAAAGGAUGUUAAGGAGGUACUCGGAGUGCCAGAGCCCUGAGAGCUGUAUGUGGCAGUGUAAUGUUCAAGCCCAGAAAUGCCUUAUGUGGAUCGGCAGAAUCGCAUUUGUGGUUUUCUAGACAUUGAAGAAAAUGAAAACAGUGGGAAAUUUCUUCGACGGUAUUUCAUCCUGGAUACCAGAGAGGACAGCUUCGUAUGGUACAUGGAUAAUCCACAGAACUUGCCUUCGGGAUCAUCACGGGUUGGAGCCAUUAAACUUACCUACAUUUCAAAGGUUAGUGAUGCAACUAAGUUAAGGCCAAAGGCAGAGUUCUGUUUUGUUAUGAAUGCAGGGAUGAGAAAAUACUUCCUACAAGCCAAUGAUCAGCAAGACUUAGUGGAGUGGGUAAAUGUCUUGAACAAAGCUAUAAAAAUUACAGUACCAAAGCAGUCAGACUCACAGCCGGCUUCUGACAGCCUGAGUCGCCAAGGUGACUGUGGCAAGAAGCAAGUGUCUUACAGAACUGAUAUUGUUGGUGGUGUUCCCAUCAUCACUCCAACUCAGAAAGAAGAAGUAAAUGAAUGUGGUGAAAUUGUCGACAGAAACAAUUUGAAACGGUCCCAAAGCCAUCUUCCUUACUUUGCUCCUAAGCCACCUCCAGACAGUGCAGUUAUCAAAGCUGGAUAUUGUGUGAAGCAAGGAGCAGUGAUGAAAAACUGGAAAAGAAGAUAUUUUCAAUUGGAUGAAAACACAAUAGGCUACUUCAAAUCUGAACUGGAAAAGGAACCUCUGCGGGUAAUACCACUUAAAGAAGUUCAUAAAGUCCAAGAGUGUAAGCAAAGUGACAUAAUGAUGAGGGACAACCUGUUUGAAAUUGUAACGACGUCUCGAACUUUUUAUGUGCAGGCUGAUAGCCCUGAAGAAAUGCACAAUUGGAUUAAAGCAGUCUCUGGCGCCAUCGUAGCACAGCGGGGACCUGGCAGAUCAGCAUCUUCUGAGCAUUCCGGCUGCCCUUCAGAAUCCAAAUACACUGGCCGUCCUGCCGGGGCAGCAGCAGCCACCUCACAUUCCGCAGCCUCUCGCAGCCACUCUCUGGUCUCAAGCUAUACCAUGGAGAAGCGAGGAUUUUACGAAUCUCUUGCCAAGAUCAAGCCAGGGAACUUCAAGGUCCAGACUGUCUCUGCAAGAGAAUCAGCUUCCAAAGUGACUGAACAAGCUCUGCUUAGACCUCAGAAUAAAAAUGGCCCUCAGGGAAAAGAUGGUGAGCCAGUGGACUUAGAUGAUGCCAGCCUGCCAGUCAGUGAUGUGUAAGGCUGCCUGCCCCACUCAUCCCUCAGUGUCCUUUCAUGAGGAUUCUAGCCAAAGAUGAUAGAGGAUGAAUGGUUUCAGUGCAUAUAUUAUAUUGUCUCUUGGGUGUACUCUAUAAACUGGCAAACCAAGAAUCUAGGGAGUGGCCAAGUCAGUGUAAUUUCUUUAAGAAAGGAAGGAAGAAAGCUGUGUCCAUAUCAACUGUCUGAAGCUUUAUGUUUGGGUGGUAAAAAUGUGUGUGUGACUUUUUUUUUCUAGUGACUUUGAAAUUUUAAAUAACAACUUAAAACAUUAAAAUUUCUUAUUAUUUGGUCAUUUAAAAAUGCUAAUAUGACUCCCUAUGAAAUACUCAAUAUUUACACAUUCUUAUCACUUAACAUUAUCAACUGGGACAUUGCCAGACAAAAAUUCUUAAACUCAUGUCUGUGGUGCUGCAAAAUUUAUAUUGCAAUGUGGAUUAUAUAGAAAUUCUAACCAUUUUUGAUAUCAGGUGAGUGGUAAAUUUUGCAUAGAAGAUUUGAUUAGACUGUUGGUGCAGGUAGGGGUUGAACAGGGGUGGAGCAGCAAGGGUGAGGGAUUAGAGCUAAACUAUAGCUAAAGUUUUUUUCUUUUUGGUGAGGAUUUUUUUUUUUUUUUGAGACAGGGUUUCUUUGUAGCCAUGUCUGUCCUGGAACUUGUGGUGAUCCUCCUGCCUUUGCUGCCUCCCAAAUUAUAGGCAUGUGUUACACAGUGUGAUACUUGGUUGAAAAAGCUUAGAAUUUGCACCUAUCAGUAUUUUAUUUCAGUAAAAAUUACUUGGUUAUAAAUUUUGGGAAGAUCUGAUUUUUUUUUCCCCAAGACAGUUUCUCUCUGUAGUCCUUGUUGUUCUGGAACUUCUUCUGUAGACCAGGCUGGCCUAAAACUCACAGAGAUCCU
Myodes glareolus (Bank vole) is the source of this 2385-nucleotide messenger RNA. Lineage: Eukaryota; Metazoa; Chordata; Mammalia; Rodentia; Cricetidae. The record is from RefSeq and is a predicted model, not a curated record.